Manduca sexta (tobacco hornworm) is the source of this 368-nucleotide messenger RNA. Its product is annotated as triple functional domain protein-like. The record is from RefSeq and is a predicted model, not a curated record. The transcript is spliced from 2 exons. Gene Ontology annotation, molecular function: protein binding. NCBI's taxonomy places the organism in Eukaryota, Metazoa, Arthropoda, Insecta, Lepidoptera, Sphingidae. Bases 83 to 349 code for a protein of 88 amino acids.
UCGCCAGCACACCAUCGAUACGCCGAGCUCCUUCCACGCGCGCCUUCUCAAAACCAACCGACAACGACAGGCUGGUCCGGAAAUGACAUGGGUGGUGUCGGAGCAUACGGCGGGUGGCGCCGGCGAGCUUACCGUGAGCAAGGGCCAGCAGGUGGAAGUGCUGGAGGCAUGCCAGGGUCGGCCCGACUGGUGGGUAGUGCGCGUACCGGGCGAGCCGCCGCAGGAGGGCGCCGUGCCCGCUCACGUGCUAAAACCCCAGCCACAACAUCAUACACAGCAGAAGACUUCACCCUCCAGGCGCCCUCUGAGCCAACCCUGUGAAGAGUCUUUAGGUGAGUACCUAUUCUGACACUUACUUACACUUACAU